Messenger RNA from Penicillium lagena, 1809 nucleotides. RefSeq lists its product as uncharacterized. The coding region runs from base 1 to 1809 and encodes 602 amino acids. Gene Ontology annotation, molecular function: protein binding. The record is from RefSeq and is a predicted model, not a curated record. NCBI's taxonomy places the organism in Eukaryota, Fungi, Ascomycota, Eurotiomycetes, Eurotiales, Aspergillaceae. The transcript is spliced from 2 exons.
AUGAAAGACGAGCCGAGGUCGGCGGCCAUGAUGAGCGGUCUCAGAAAUCAGUGGGUUCAGGGGCGUCAAUUCCAUAGGGAUAAGGAACAAAAACAAUUCGAACGUUCGCAACGUGAUGGCGACGAUGAUGAGGAAGAGGAGGAAGGAGAGGAGGAGGACGAAGAUAAAGAUGAGCAAAGAAGUUGCUCAUCGUCGACGGGCUGCGGCAUGGUGUUCCGACCGGAUCCCUUAGGUCGCUGGUGGGAGGAUCCUGCAGAAUUUUGGCUGUAUGAAGAUGAUCCCGAAGGAGGGAUCCUCGCCGAUGACCCUAGUUACGAAUAUCAAAGUGAUCCGGACCACGAGAUCCUCGAGUACAGCUCAGACGCCAGUGGAGAUGGUGACGACAUGAGAAUCGACGAGUGUGAGCCAGCCGAGGUCCAAGAGUGGCUUUUCAAAGUAACAGGCCCAGAUCCCCCGGAAUUUGAUACAGAAUUUCUGCCUCUAGAUUCACCAUUAGGCGCGCCGCUAUACUCUAGAACCGGCCGAGUACACACGGUCAAUCCGGCCGCUUUCGACAAGACACUCCGCCUCGAGCAUGUUGGGGGUCUGGGCUGCCGACAUUAUGAGGCGUAUAUUGGAAAGAAUAUUUCCAUCGAGGAGAUGAGAGGCUGCCAUACGGUCCAUGGCAUUCUUUGGAAGAAACCAGGCUUGAAACCUCGGUCUGAUGACCUCGAGUUUGAGCGUGGAAGCAACUAUUUUCUGACUGGUAUUGCUGAAAAGAUGCCGCCAUCAGGGUCCUGGUUGGACUUCUACCCUGUUCGGUACGGUGCGGAUAACGAUAUCGAAGCUGAAACGAAUUUCGUUCUUGAGACGACCCAAGAGCAGCUGAGAAGCAUCGCGCUCCCAUUCCAUCCAACUUGCUUCGAGCUUUAUAUCCAGGCCACGCGCCUGUGUAAUGACCGUGUCGACCUCGACACCUUGGUCCAUAUUAGAGACCAGGCUUGUAUUGAACGGAAGAAGUUUCCUGUGAAAUAUAAUCAGGAUGUCGUGGACGCAACAGACCAGGUAUGGCGACACAAGGAAGCGCAUGAAUAUCUCGUUGCAAAUCCAAUAUUUGUCCCUGGUCUUCGGGCCAUUCUGGAUUCAGCUGUCACCACUGAUGAAAGCUUCAGCGUGCAUAAGAGCGCCUUUGAGAAAAGGCCACAACAUGACCGCCUCUCGCCACAAGAUCCUUUUCUAGCUUUACCUCCUGAAAUCAUCCUAAGUAUUUCCAGCCGCCUCAACUCUUCUGAGGUGGCUAGCCUUCGACUUUCCUCCCGUGCAUUCACGCACCUUCCGAUCUCGUUAUUUCGUCAUUUUAUCCUUGACGAGAUGCCCUGGCUAUAUGAAGCAUGGUCCCCCGAGACAAAACCCUACUACUGGGCAACCGUCAUAGCUCGUGAUUUACUUGAUGAGAAACAAGAACGUGCAAAAUUUAAUCGGGAUCUCGAGCAACGGCGUGAGAUCAUUCGUGAUCACGAGCCAGAGAUUUAUGACGAAUUUGUCUCAAAUGAGCCGGAAUGGGAAUCGCCGGGGCGCCCUGGGUGGCAGGAGAUCCUAGACACGGGACCGAUCACUCUACCGCACAAUGAAACAAAUUGGUAUAAAGUGUUUUGUGGUAUCAGAUCGAACUGGAGCUCGUUGAAAGGACUGCGAAACCGCGAGCGAAUUUGGAAAAAUGUGAAACAGGUUGUGGAUGCGAUUAAGAAGGCCCGUGACGGCCUCAACUUUUACUUGGACGACGAUGACAACAAUAAGGAUAAAGAUGAGGGUGCUGACAAUGGUAACUAG